AUGUUCGAAGACUUCUCCUUCACAUCGCCAUCGUCGCGACCCGCCCGCCUCACCCUCGACCCGGACGACCGACUAAUGGUCGACAGCGACAGCACCCUAAUCUCACCACUCUCCUCACGCUGUCCAUCACCGCAAUCCCAUCGUUUCCGCAACAUCUCUCGCUCGCGCUCCUCCCACUUCCAUCGCAACCAACAACCCCCAACUUCCGUCCCCUUCCCCUAUGACUCGGACAACAAACGACUAUCCAUCUCGACCCUGACCCAAAAACUACACGAACACACCCUCGCACCAACAGCCGACCUGCAACCCCAGUAUACCAACACCCACCGAACCGGCAGACACACAGCCUCACGCUACCCCGGCGCAGGCUACGUCCUCACGCCCCCGGACACAGACCACUCGGACGACUCCGGCGUCGACUGUCUCUCCUCGCCCUCCGCCUCCUCAACAACAAGCCCAACAUUCAUGCCCCCAGACCUCAUCUCCGAGUUACCGGAUUUCGGCCUCGGACACACCUUCCACCAGCCCAAUCCCUACCACCAGGACGUUCGCACGCAGCGCCAGCAGAUCUCCAGACUGCAAUGCAACGAGUCUGAGGUCGAGGCUAUGCAGCGCUCGCUGCUAGAAGAGCCGCCGGCGCCGGACUGCUGCGAUGAAGAUGACUGUCAUCCUAGUUCGUUGCCGCUGCGGUCGUCGCCGCGUAGGAGGGCGGUUACGCUUGCGCGCAGUCGGUUUGGGCCGGAGGGGGGCGGUGAGGGGAGGGCGAGGAGGAAAAGUUCUUCGGCGGGUGUUUUGGCUAGUCGGGUUGAGAAGAGUCACUACAGUGGGUUUGGGAAGAGGAAUGAGCAGGGGCUUAGGAGGAAGAGUCUUGUUAGUGCGGCUUUGGCGUCGAUGGUUGAGAGGGAUGAUGAUUGA
Molecule: messenger RNA, 915 nt
Organism: Penicillium egyptiacum
Lineage: Eukaryota; Fungi; Ascomycota; Eurotiomycetes; Eurotiales; Aspergillaceae
Source: the annotation of a GenBank genome assembly